Molecule: messenger RNA, 2488 nt
Organism: Nothobranchius furzeri (turquoise killifish)
Lineage: Eukaryota; Metazoa; Chordata; Actinopteri; Cyprinodontiformes; Nothobranchiidae
Gene: otx1
Product: orthodenticle homeobox 1
Biological process (GO): multicellular organism development; regulation of transcription by RNA polymerase II
Cellular component (GO): nucleus
Molecular function (GO): RNA polymerase II cis-regulatory region sequence-specific DNA binding; DNA-binding transcription factor activity, RNA polymerase II-specific
Source: RefSeq, a predicted model, not a curated record
GAGAGAAGGUGAUCAAUCUCCAUCCGUCUCCAUUAGAAAUCACCUUAACAGCCUGACAGACAACGACAAGCCCUCCUGAAAGCAAAUGAGUUUGAUUUGUUUGGCUGUAAAAACGGCCCGAGCCGCACUGAGGACGCGGUGACGCCCGUGCGCUGCUGACCCGAGCUCCUCCGUGAUGCCGCUGGCUUUGCGCAGUGUUGUUUGUUUUUGAGCAAGUCUGCGGCUGCUUCUCCAGUCGGGUGCCCUGCAGAUUUUCCUGCUGCUGGAUAAUAUUUCUCGCCUCUGGUGCUCUGAGGGUUCGGGUGGAAGGGAGGAAGGAGUGAAACAAGAGACUUGGAUCGGUCCUCUGUCCCGUCAAGCUGCAGCACCGGGGAAAACUGAACCACUGGCCUGAGCUGGGUGGAGCAGUGACCGCCUGUAGCAUGAUGUCCUACCUCAAACAGCCCCCUUAUGGGGUCAACGGCCUGGGGCUCAGCGGCGCUGCCAUGGACCUGCUGCACCCGUCGGUGGGUUACCCAGCGACUCCCAGGAAGCAGCGGAGGGAGCGGACCACUUUCACCCGCUCUCAGCUCGACGUCCUGGAGGCGUUGUUCGCCAAAACCCGAUACCCGGACAUCUUCAUGCGGGAGGAGGUGGCGCUGAAAAUCAACCUCCCGGAGUCCCGAGUUCAGGUGUGGUUCAAGAACAGGAGGGCAAAGUGUCGCCAGCAGCAGCAGAGUGGCAGCAGCAGCGCCAAGGCCAGGCCGCCCAAGAAGAAGUCCUCUCCGGCCCGAGAGAGCACCGGCUCUGAGAGCAGUGGGCAGUUCACACCUCCUGCUGUCUCCAGUACGGGUUCUUCCUCCUCUUCAUCUUCGUCCACCAAUCCCACAGGCCCCUCAGCUCUUAGUAGCACCUCUACCUCCAUCAGCACCGUGUCCUCCAUCUGGAGCCCUGCCAUCUCCCCAGGAAACGCCCCAGCUCCAGCUGUGGCCCCGCUCCCUGAACCCGGACCGCCGUCUAAUGCCUCCUGCAUGCAGCGCUCCAUGUCAGGCUCCGCUGCUGCUGCCACUUCCUACCCCAUGUCCUACAACCAGACACCAGGCUACGGCCAGGGCUACCCCACCCCCUCCAGCUCGUACUUCAGCGGCGUGGACUGCAGCUCCUACCUGGCCCCCAUGCACUCCCACCACCACCCUCACCAGCUAAGCCCCAUGACGGCCUCAUCCAUGUCAGGUCACCCGCACCACCACAUCAGCCAGUCGUCAGGGCACCACCACCAUCACCACCACCCCCAAGCGUACGGUGGCUCCGGUCUGGCCUUCAACUCGUCUGACUGCCUGGAUUACAAAGAGCAGACUGCAGCCUCCUCGUGGAAGCUCAACUUUAACACCACAGACUGCUUGGACUACAAAGACCAGGCCUCCUGGAGGUUCCAAGUCUUGUGAUCAACUUUUUUUUUCUUCUUCCCUUCCUGCUCCUUCUUUUAUUUUCCAGAAUAGUUUGUUGCUUGUUAUCAAAAACAAAGAGUUUAUUAACUUUAAUAGCAGCAGGAAUGCCCGUCAACUGAACUGAUUCUCCUCCCUCUCGUCCUCCUCGUCCCAAACAAUAAAAGAAGAAAAAUCCUUGAGUCCUGUGAUGCAUCAGGGGCAGCUUUCUGACCACAAGGGGGGUUUAUAAGACGAUCCUUCUUGGAGGAGAUAAACAAAACUUUUUAAACGCAGAGAGAAGAAAUUUCAACCAAACUCCUUCGACCACCAGCUCUCUGGAAGGGAGGAAUAUUUUCCCCUCCGUUGCUCCGACAGGAACUGCCUUCAGGGCCCUUUUACCUCCAACCCAAACAAAUCCUGUACAGUUUUUAUUUCUCAAAUUUGUUAAUUUAGGAUGACAGAGAUUUUUAGUCAGCUGCAGUGAGGAGCUGAAAUGUGUAAAUAUGUAUUUGGGUCAGUUGCAGUGACCAUGACUAGUUGGUUUUCUUUUCUGAAUUUGAAAUUGUUUAUUUACGACUUUGGGAGAAAAAAAAUGUACGUAAAUCUUUUCAAAUAUUCCAAAGAGAACAAAUUGGCCAAUAACUUUUACAUACAUUCAGAUUUUAAAACUAGAUUGGUUUUUGGGAGGGAAAAAACUGAAACCCAAAAUACCCCCCCACCCCCAGACCUCCUCUCUUGCUGAUGUUUGAACCUCAGCACCUGGCUUGAAUGUUGGAGUCAAAAGAUUUUUUUCUGUAUUCUUCAGGGGGAAAAUGUGGAUUUGGAGCUGCAGAAUGAGAGUGAGAUGUUGAAUGUAUCUUAAAGGCAACAACACUUUACAUACAUGUUCAUCCAAUAAAGAUCCGUUAAGUCAAAUUAAAAAUUUAAAGUGAAUUCUGUCUCGGUUUGAACAGGAGCUAAAGCUGUUUCCUCUCAUUUGAACUAGUCACACUUUUAUUUAAGGGCUUGUUUAUGUUGUUUCUCUCUAAUUAUCGCAGGCGAAAUGCAAAUGAGUCCCUAAUUAAAACAAGCCUUGAACGCAG